Molecule: messenger RNA, 4090 nt
Organism: Carassius carassius (crucian carp)
Lineage: Eukaryota; Metazoa; Chordata; Actinopteri; Cypriniformes; Cyprinidae
Product: sphingosine kinase 2-like
Exons: 6
Coding region: 1111-3687 (858 amino acids)
Biological process (GO): positive regulation of apoptotic process; sphinganine-1-phosphate biosynthetic process; sphingosine biosynthetic process
Cellular component (GO): membrane; intracellular membrane-bounded organelle; cytoplasm
Source: RefSeq, a predicted model, not a curated record
UGCCAUGAGACCCUGUCCCUGUCCUACUCUUUCUGUAUUCUGUGUUUUAUUUAAUUCCUAUUUUGAGGACCAUCUUGCAAGGGUUGAAGAACAGAAUUCAGCAUUUGUGGAUAUCAAAUCCUGGAUUUCCUGGCAUUUUUUUUAUUUUUAUUGGUUGAACAAUAACACAUGAUUUCUCCGCACUACUACAGUCUCUGACACUAUUUUAAACCAAAACCAGAAGUGACAUCCCUGUUCAUCUCUAUCACUUCCUAAAUCUUGUUGUUUUUGGAGAGGAACUGUAUUUUUAGUCAACCACCUUGAUAAGGUUUCAUUUGAUACUUCUCAAACAAUAUCCUCGGCUGGGCCAUUACGUCUGCUCUCUGUGCGUGUUUGUCACUGAACAUUUAUAAGGUUAUUAUAACCUUAGUGUGUGUUUAUUUUUAGUCAUUUGUAAGUUUGCUGACCUUAAGACAAUGCACUGUUAUUUGAAAUUGUGCUUCCUAUUUUAUUUAAACAAUUUGUAAGAAUGGAAAAUUGUUGAAUUAGUAACUGAAGGAAUUCUAUUUAAUGGUUAUUUAUGUAGAUGCAUACACAGUACCAUUUAAGCUUGACAAAACCUUGCCUUUUUUCAUAUUGUGACAUUUUUCCUGUGCAGUCAGUCAAAAAGAGAAAAGCAAAUAAUCUGACAUCUUAAUCUUGUACAUCUUCGUUUUUAAAACAAAACUGUCAUUUUUCAUACUAGCAAUACUAAAUGGGAAAUCUCUUUCUUGUAUUGUGUUUUUGAUUAGAUGAUCCUAAGAGGAUUUAGCAUUGUUUUCAAGCAAAAUGCACUGAUGGAAAGGAUUUAACACUAUCAGGGAUAGAAAAGCCUGCUGAAGUUUUUUGUGUUUUGAAAAGACACCUGUUGAAACACUGUAAUCAUUUGUAAUUUUUAAGUUUAACUCAGUUUACAUAAAAGCCCAUUAUUUGGGCUUAAACCUAACUCAUUUCAGAACAACUAGUGCAUCCAUCCAGAAAGUAAUCUCUACAAAUCAGAGGAAAGAACCCUACAUGGGGCAUUCAAGCUGUAUAGUCCAAACAUACUUUCCCCAUCCCAGUGGCACUACCUUUUGAGCCCAGACGUUCAACAUGCGCACCCCAGGCCCAGAGAGCCCCUCUACGACUGAGGAGGCUCUGCUGCAUGGACAGUUCGGCGGUUGGAGCAGCGGAGGAGGAAGUGGAAGUAACAGCAACAGCUGCCCCAACAGCCCUGGAGGUGUUUCUUUGCCUUCCAGCCCCGCCUCCACCAACUAUGCCCUGACCCUCACACCAACUCAUAUCCAUGUCCAGCGGUUGUCUCCACGUGUUGGGAAGCAGUCCAGGCUGAUCCUGCCACUGGCGGAACUGACCGGAUGCAGCUGCUCGCCGGCCCCUCCUUUGCUGGUGCUUUACUGGUACCCUCCGGGACGUCGCCGGAAAGGUGUCUCUAGACACAGACAGGUGAGGGCAUACUUGGCAGAGAGCAGAGUUGAGGUGGAGAAAUGGAACACUGCCAUACAGAGCCUUCUGAGGGGGAUGGAUGUCAACUCCACUACAGCAUUUUGUAAAAGCAUGUUGCCCCGUCCCCGUCGACUGAUGCUGCUGGUCAAUCCAUUCAGUGGCCGGGGUCAGGCAAUGCAAUGGUGUCAAACUCACAUACUUCCAAUGAUAAGAGAAGCCAAUAUCAGCUACAACCUCAUACAGACAGAGCGUCAGAAUCAUGCACGUGAGCUGAUCAAAGAGAUCUUGCUACCAGAAUGGGAUGGAAUUGUCAUUGUUUCUGGAGAUGGACUCUUGCACGAGGUGAUAAAUGGCCUUAUGGAAAGGCCAGACUGGGAACAAGCAAUAAAAACUCCAGUGGGAAUCCUUCCUUGUGGCUCUGGAAAUGCACUCGCUGGUUCCAUCAACCACUGUGCAGGAUAUGACAUGUGCCUUCGGGAGCCUCUCCUUCUCAACUGCUGUUUUCUGCUGUGCCGGGGUGGGGUUAAACCAAUGGACUUGGUGUCUGUUACAACCAGCCCAUGCACUUCAUCCACAUCCAAUCAGAAUGGGCCCCCACCUGCUCCCAGGAGGCUUUUCUCUUUCCUUUCAGUGGCUUGGGGUUUUGUGUCCGAUGUGGACAUAGAGAGUGAGCGCUACAGAGGGCUGGGCUCAGCACGGUUUACACUGGGAACACUAGUGAGACUGGCGUCUCUGCGCUCCUAUAAGGGCCGUCUUUCCUACCUUCCACCUGCUAUGGUCAACCCAUCCCCCGAUGCCCCACCUCAGCUGCCCCAAAGGCCACUUUCACGUAGCAUUACUGAAGGCUUGGCGGGAUUUUGUCGCACUCCCAUUCACCGCACCUGUUCAGACAUGGGCCUGAGUGAACAAAGAAGUCUCUGUAAGGGAGAUGGGGAGAGAGAGCGGGAAAGGCAGGAGAGAGAGCGGGAGAGGGAGAGGAGGAGAGAGAGGGCAAGAGGGGUUGGGGUAGUGAGAGUUAGCAGUCUCGCAGAAGACAGAGAGAGAGAGGUGGAAGCAGAAGAGAAGAUGGAGGAGACGUCAGGGACCAGCUCGGAAUCAGACGAAAGGGAAGAGUGUGACAGCAUAGCCAGUAAUAAUGGGAACAGGGAAGAAGAGAAUAAACCGGGUGGGGAUGAGAUCGACAGAGAAGACUUGAUGAAAGUGAGAGAUGAGGUAAACGAGUGCAAUGAGUGUUAUCAAACGACUCCACCUGAGAUGAAACACAUGCAAUGUAAAAACUCGGCCCCUUCUAGCCAGAUAAUUAACGCCUUUUUCAGCCAGCCAAUCGGUGCAGACACUGACCAAGACAUGGAGCUGGCAGGCUAUGGCAAGGAGGAUGAAGACAUAAAUGGCACCUACUUUCAACGAGAGGCGUUUCCACUUGACAAAUCUCGUGAGCGAGCCCUCACCAUCUCAUCUUCUCCGUUCCGUCAGUCUCCUUUCAAAGCUUUUAAAUCUAAAAUUUUGGACCAGAACCAGAACCCAUCACGGCCUCGGCCCCUUUCUCUUCUCCACCAAUUGCAUUCAAACUCUCUCCCUCCGAAAUUUUCAUCCCUUUCUCUGUCCCUCUCCCCGACCCCUCCUUCAUCUCCAUCUUGUGCCUCUCCUCACUCUUCUUAUCUUGCGCCACGUCCCAACACACCCAGCUCGUCUUCCCCAUCACCUUCUUUUAAUUCACCGACCCCUUCCUUCAACUUUGACCUUGCAGAGCCUGCAGGACCCCUGAAGAACCGCCCUCACAUGACAUCCUCCAUCAACCUGCCAGAAGAUGAUCUGCUACCUCCUCUGGACCAACCUCUUCCUACAAGUGACUGGGUCACUAUUGAGGGUGAUUUUGUCCUGGUUCUUGCCAUCUAUCAGACCCACCUGGGAGCAGAUCUUUUUGCUGCGCCUCAGGCUCAAUUUGAUGAUGGAUUGAUCCAUUUGACAUUUGUGCGGGCUGGUAUCUCACGGGCAACACUACUAAGACUGUUCCUAGCAAUGGAGAGAGGAGCCCAUUUGUCUGUUAGCUCUCCCUACGUUAGUCAUAUUUCUGCUCGGGCGUUCCGCCUUCAGCCGCUUUCACCGCGAGGAACCCUCACUGUAGAUGGAGAGGUAGUGCCCUAUGGGCCACUGCAGGCUCAGGUUCAUCCCUCCAUGGCCCGUUUGAUUGUUGGGGACUCUGGAAUAAAGAUUAGAAGAUUCUGACCUGUUUGGAUUUGAACAGGCAGGGAUUAGUUUGGCUCUUUGAAUUAUAUAAUAUUUAGUCAUCCGCAUAUUGUAGGGUGGGGGUGGGGAGAGAGACAGAAAGCAAGCAGUUGCUAUUAGGGAUGUAAUGAUUCUCUUAACUCACGAUUUGAUUUGAUUCAAGAUUUCUUUUCUUUUUUUACAAAAUAAGAUUUAAGAAAAAUUAUAAAUUAAAUGUGUCCUUUUAUUAUUGCUUGAACAAAAUGCUGCACAUUUCUUUGUGAAAUUGAAAUAUUACUAUAAUAAUAUACUAAUAUAGCACUUGCAUAUUAUUGAUCGCUUGUUGGAUUUGAUUGCUUCUAGUGUCCUCAUUUGUUAGUCACUUUGGAUAAAAGUGUCUGCUAAAUGAAAAAUUUUUAUAUUA